AUGUCUGACACACCGAAGAUGAUCCCUCUGAGCGAGGUGGUAAAGCACAAGGCAGAGAACGAUCUUUGGAUGAUUAUUAACCAGAAGGUGUACAAUAUCACCUCGUUCGUCGACCAGCACCCGGGUGGUGUUGACUCACUCACUGGUGCUGGGGGGCGAGACGGUACGGAUGACUUCAACGCGGUUGGGCACAGCGAUUUCGCCAGAAACCAGCUGGAGAAGUACUACGUCGGCGAGCUGCACCCCGACGACGCCGCAAAUAUGAAGCCCCCUAUGCAUGGCACCAAGAGUAACUUCUCAACCAUUGCGAUUCUGAUUGCUCUUAUGGCCAUCUGUGUAUAUCUGAUUUUUGCCCCUUAA
Messenger RNA from Trypanosoma grayi, 360 nucleotides. RefSeq names its product cytochrome b5-like. NCBI's taxonomy places the organism in Eukaryota, Euglenozoa, Kinetoplastea, Trypanosomatida, Trypanosomatidae. Bases 1 to 360 code for a protein of 119 amino acids. The record is from RefSeq and is a predicted model, not a curated record. The transcript has a single exon. Gene Ontology annotation, cellular component: membrane; intracellular membrane-bounded organelle. Gene Ontology annotation, molecular function: heme binding.